CAGCUUGUCCUCAUAAGUGAAGCAGUUAUUUGAUCUGUGGCAAGUUACAAGACAAUUCUAUUUUCGCAACGUUUUUCCUCAUCAGUUCAACAAAAAGCAAAAGCAGUAGAGUGCAGAAGUAGCACUUCUGCCUCAAAGCAAGGAGGGACUGACAAAACAACAAAGACCUAAGGUUAUAGGCAAAAAGAAAAGAAAUUAAAGAUCAUAUUCUUCGUCUACCAAGCGCUAUGUCUCGCCCUGCACACAGAAAACCAGGAUAUCAUAAAACAAACAAAGAUCUUUUUGUCCUUACCUAUGGAGCUCUGGUUGCCCAACUGUGUAAAGAUUAUGAAAAGGAUGAAGAUGUAAAUAAGUAUUUAGAUGAAAUGGGAUAUGGCGUUGGAACACGGCUGGUGGAAGACUUUUUGGCUCGGUCCUGUGUGAGAAGAUGCCAUAGUUAUUCAGAAAUUGUAAACAUAAUUGCACAGGUUGCUUUCAAGAUGUACUUGGGAAUUACACCAAAUGUGACCUGUAACAAUUCGAGUAGAAAUGAGUUUUCUCUGAUUCUAGACAAGAAUCCUCUGGUGGAGUUUGUGGAAGAGCUCCCCACUGGGCGAUCUUCUCUGUGCUACUGUAAUUUACUCUGUGGGAUUAUCAGAGGUGCCCUGGAAAUGGUUCAUUUGGCUGCUGAUGUUACAUUCUUGCAAGAUAGACUAAAAGGCGACAGUGUGACAGAAAUAGGAAUAAAAUUUCUGAAAAAGCUAGACAAAAAAAAUAUAGGCAGAAAAAAUGAAAAAUAGCAUGCAAAAUGCCAUAGGGUGGCUAGCUGAAGAGUAACUAUUAGCUAAACAUGUAUAGCCUUAGACAUUUUCAAUUGCUUAGUAGCAUGAGCUUUUGAAAGUUUAUAAAUCAGCCAGAAAUUUAAAAUGCCUAGCACUAGGAUUUAAAGCUGUUUUUCCUUUGCUUAUAAAUUACACAUAUUUUCAAUUUGUGUCCAUAAGAUUUUAUAUACAAGUAACUCCUUAUAAGACAGUAAGCAUGAAUUCCACAUACUAUGCAAUCCAUCUUAAGAGAGUCUAUUCAUUCCAUUUACUUAGGGUAACAGAAAACACACACACAUAUACACACCACCUAUACAAACAGUGUAUUUAUCUCUUCUUACUAGGAAAAAGGAUAAAAUGAUACAGUGUAGAGCUCACUACUCUUUAGACAGUUUCUAGAUAUUGUAUAUUGCAUUCUCUACAGAAACAGUUCCAUUUGUAACAUUUUUCCAUAUUUCUGAGAAAUUACUGAUGUGAUUUUUCUCAUAUGUUAGCUUGGCUUAUAGCUUUAGCUUCCUGAAGCUACACUUGACUCUUGGUAACCAAGGCAUGCUAUGUAUUUGGAUGGUAAUUUUGAAAUGUUUAAAAAUAGCAUUUAAUUUUUAAAUUUAAUUUUUAGAUAGUUGACAUUAAUCAAAUUCCUUCUUUUUCUCAUGAAAUAUUGCUGAUGGCCUGGCCAGGAAAUCUCUAAAAUGAGGGUUAAACAAUGUUCUUUGAGAAUACUUUCUUACUCCAAUGCUUAUUCAUUUGGAAUUUUUAAUUAUCGUUUUUAUCCUCUAAAAAUCUUCCAUUUAAAAUUUAAAAUGUCUUCGAUUAAACAAAUAAUAAUCUUCACUACACCAUCAUCACACACUACAGCAGCCUGCGUAGCAGCCCAGAAUCUACCAGGCUCUCCAGAGAACAAUUACAAGGAACAGUUACAAUUCAUGUGACACCAUCAGUUAAAACUUGUGUAAGUGAUAUGAUAGUGAUAGAACUCAACUAGGACUCAGGAUCCUAAGCAGGACAAAGAUGAGUGGAUUGAAGAAAAGCCUUCCCUGCUUCUGGACAACUCAGUUACACGAGCCAACAAAUUGACUUUAUUCUUUAAGAGAGUAGAGUUGGGUUUCUGUUACUUGCAACCAACAGAAUCUAAAGUAAUAUGUCUGCC
This is a messenger RNA of Trichechus manatus latirostris (Florida manatee), 1950 nucleotides long. RefSeq names its product trafficking protein particle complex subunit 3L (gene TRAPPC3L). The record is from RefSeq and is a predicted model, not a curated record. Gene Ontology annotation, cellular component: TRAPP complex; cis-Golgi network membrane; cytosol. The transcript is spliced from 5 exons. The coding region runs from base 228 to 779 and encodes 183 amino acids. NCBI's taxonomy places the organism in Eukaryota, Metazoa, Chordata, Mammalia, Sirenia, Trichechidae. Gene Ontology annotation, biological process: intra-Golgi vesicle-mediated transport; endoplasmic reticulum to Golgi vesicle-mediated transport.